AUGAAGGGACUCAUCGUCAGCGCCGCUAUUGUCGGCGGAGCCAUGGCUCAGGCCGGCCCGUACAUGCCCUGCGGUGGCAAGGGCUGGACCGGCGAGACGACCUGUGUGUCUGGUUACACCUGUGUCGUCCAAAACGAGUACUACAGCCAGUGUGUUCAAGGCAGCGCCAAUGCCGGAGGUGUUAGUGCCCAACAGGUCACCACCCUGAGGACUUCCACCAAAAAGGCCUGCAAGUCCAAGGCCCCCGAUGCCCCGGCGCCCCAAGUCCCCAAGUCGAGCGCUGCUGCGAUCACCUCCACAACCUCUAAGCCCGCCGUUGUCCCGUCAUCCAGCAAGCCGGUUGACAACCAGGCCUCCAAGCCGACUCCUGCUCCCGUCAACAACGACAAGACUCCCACCCAGGCCGGAGAGGCAGAUGCCCAGGACGGAGAGGUCGAGGCCCCUUCUACCCCUGCUAAGCCGUCCAGCUCUUCGGCUGCCCCCGUAGUCACUUCCAAGGCCGUUACCACCUCCAAGGCCGCCGCCACCCCUGCCCCUAAGCCCAGUACUCCCGCUUCCCCCGGUAAGGCUGGCAAGUUCAAGUGGCUCGGCGUCAACGAGGCCGGCGCCGAGUUUGGCGAGGGCAACCUUCCCGGCACUCUUGGAAAGGACUACAUCUUCCCGGACACGGCCAAGAUCGACACCUUGAUUGCCCAGGGCUACAAUACCUUCCGCAUGGGUUUUCGUAUGGAACGUGUCGCCCCCAGCGGUCUCACCGGAAAGUUCGACGACGCCUACGUCUCCGGCCUGACCAAGAUCGUCGACCACGUCACUUCCGCCGGCGCCAGCAUCGUCCUCGACCCCCACAACUACGGCCGCUUCUCCGGAAGCAUCAUCACCGACACGGCCGCCUUCAAGACCUUCUUCGUCAACUGGGCCAACCUGUUCAAGUCCAACGACAAGGUCAUCUUCGACACCAACAACGAGUACAACUCGAUGGACCAGGACCUCGUCCUGAAGCUCAACCAGGCCGCCAUCGACGGCAUCCGUUCCACCGGCUCCACCAACUGGAUCUGGGCCGAGGGUAACUCCUGGAGCGGCGCCCACAGCUGGACCAACGUCAACGACAACAUGAAGGGCCUCACCGACCCCCUCGACAAGACCGUCUACGAGAUGCACCAGUACCUCGACGGAGACUCCAGCGGCACCUCGGGCAGCUGCGUCUCGACCACGAUCGGUGUCGAGCGUGUCAAGGGCGCCACCGAGUGGCUCCGCUCCAACGGCAAGGUCGGCGUCCUCGGCGAGAUCGGCGGCGGAGCCAACGCCCAGUGCAAGGAGGCCGUCGCCGGGCUCCUCGAGCACCUCAAGGAGAACAGCGACAUCUGGCUCGGCGCCACCUGGUGGGCUGCCGGACCUUGGUGGCACGACUACUUCACCAGCUUCGAGCCCGACACCGGCGCUGGUUACCAGUACUACAACGAGCUGCUGAAGACGUACCAGUAG
Colletotrichum truncatum is the source of this 1482-nucleotide messenger RNA. Its product is annotated as endoglucanase 3. The record is from RefSeq and is a predicted model, not a curated record. NCBI's taxonomy places the organism in Eukaryota, Fungi, Ascomycota, Sordariomycetes, Glomerellales, Glomerellaceae. Gene Ontology annotation, biological process: glucan catabolic process. Gene Ontology annotation, molecular function: hydrolase activity, hydrolyzing O-glycosyl compounds; cellulose binding. Gene Ontology annotation, cellular component: extracellular region.